ACCCGCCCUGGGCCACUCAGCGCUGCCCACGCCGCUCCUGUGGGCCUCCCGCCUUCCUAACUGCGCAUGCGUACGACGCCCCCUCGCGGUGGCGCAACAGGGAGGGCGCUGCCCCCUCGCUGGGGAGUCUGUGGGUUCGAGGCCCGCUCCGGCCAGUCGGGGGUCGCACUGACCCCCUGUCAUGUCUGACCUCCUGUCAUGUCCCCGUGUCGCCCCCCUCCAUGUUUCACCUCGAUGUCACCCCCCCGAGGUGCCGAGCGCUGGGCAGGGGCGGGCCCCACUUCCCUCCCCAGCAGUGUGGCAACACCGCUGCCACCUUCCUUCCUUCCUUCCUCCCUCUCGCGGUCCCGCAGCAUGAGUAGGGUGGGGGGUCCCGCGGAGGCUGAAGGCUUCUCCCCCUGCCAGGCACCCACCCUGCAGACCAAGGUGUUCCAGUACCGGCUCUGGGAUGUGAACCAGAAGUCGCUGUACCUGCGGGAUGACCAACUGCUGGCCGGGCACCUGCAAGGGGCCAACGCUGCCCUGGAAGAGAAGGUGUUCUGGGUGCCCAACCGCGCCUUCGAGCCCACCCGGCUCCCGGUCAUCCUGGGCAUCCGCAACGGCACCCGCUGCCUCGCCAGCCACCCCAAAAACAGCACCACCCCGGCACUGCAGCUGCAGGCCGUGAACAUCCGGGAGCUGCCCCACACUGGGGAGGCCUCGGCUGCCUUCACCUUCUUCCGCUCCUACAAGGACGGGCUGUGGCGCUUCGAGUCCGCUGCCAACCCCGGCUGGUUCCUCUGCACCUCUGCCCGGGGCCACCAGCCCCUGGCGCUGUCCCGCAGCCACGAUGCCACCCACCUGCUCGACUUCUACUUCCAGCUCUGCUGAGCCCCCCUGGCACAGCCAUGGAGACACUCCCAACUGGGAACAGGGACGUCCUCAGCCUGGGGACAGUGGCACCUCCCCCAGGGUAGUGCCAGC
Messenger RNA from Corapipo altera (White-ruffed manakin), 963 nucleotides. RefSeq names its product interleukin-36 receptor antagonist protein-like. The record is from RefSeq and is a predicted model, not a curated record. The coding region runs from base 199 to 870 and encodes 223 amino acids. Gene Ontology annotation, biological process: cytokine-mediated signaling pathway; cellular response to lipopolysaccharide; inflammatory response to antigenic stimulus. The transcript is spliced from 5 exons. Lineage: Eukaryota; Metazoa; Chordata; Aves; Passeriformes; Pipridae. Gene Ontology annotation, molecular function: cytokine activity; interleukin-1 receptor binding.